Sitophilus oryzae (rice weevil) is the source of this 981-nucleotide messenger RNA. RefSeq names its product regulating synaptic membrane exocytosis protein 2-like. Lineage: Eukaryota; Metazoa; Arthropoda; Insecta; Coleoptera; Curculionidae. The record is from RefSeq and is a predicted model, not a curated record. The transcript has 6 exons. Gene Ontology annotation, cellular component: presynaptic membrane; cytoskeleton of presynaptic active zone. The annotation marks the transcript as partial. Gene Ontology annotation, biological process: regulation of membrane potential; positive regulation of synaptic transmission; calcium ion-regulated exocytosis of neurotransmitter. Gene Ontology annotation, molecular function: transmembrane transporter binding; small GTPase binding.
AUGUUCGGCAGCAAAGGUGCUGUUAUAGAAAAAGUCAAGAGAGGCAGUAUAGCUGAUGUCGAUGGACAGUUAAGACCAGGUGAUGAAGUUAUUGAAUGGAAUGGUAGGUUGCUACAAGGAAAAUCCUAUCAAGAAGUAGCGGACAUUAUAGCAGAAAGUAAACAAGAAGCGAAUGUCGAAUUAAUCGUGAGCAGAUUCAUGAGUAGUAGAAGAAUGGCUCAAGCUAGUUGGAGACAAUCUGUUGCUCAGAGAGGUCAAACAAAUAUUUCCUGGCCCGAAUCAGAAAUCUAUGAACGUCCUCACGUUCUUGUUACGUCACCGGGUAGUCCAGAUAGACAGGAAGCAGCGCCAUCUUUGCAAGGUCCAACUAGCGUAGGAGGUCGCGUUCAAGUGAGGCUUGGGUUCGAUCCUACUACGUUACAACUUCUAGUAACAAUUAUGUGCGCCACUGGCUUGACACCCAGAGCCGGUCAGCAUCCAAGAAAUCCGUAUUGCAAGCUUUUCCUUCUACCAGAUCGAUCCGAAAAAAGCAAACGACGUACCAGAACAUUAGCAAGUACAACAGAACCUAUGUGGAAUCAAACGUUUGUCUACUCAGGUCUUAGAAGGGCAGAUCUAAGAGUUCGGGCGUUAGAAAUAACUGUUUGGGACUAUGUAAGAUACGGGGCAAACGAUUUUUUAGGAGAAGCAAUUGUGGAACUGUGGCCCUUAGAUGAACAAGCUGCAUGGAGAACUUUAGGACCUCACGAAGAGGUUGCUCUGACGCCCAGUGAACAUCUAUCACCUCCAAGCACAGGCAGUCGAUUUUCUGACAGCGAUACACCGUCAGAGUGUGAAAUCGAGGGUGGCAGAGAACGCCGAGGUGCCGACGGUGCUAGUGUAAGCAGCGUGGGCAGCUCGUCCAGUCCUCCAAGGGAAUCAGAGAGAAAGUCUAGAAGAGAUCAGGAAUCAAUGCAAUCGUACAAUCAAAAAUACAAAAGG